CGGAUUAUGAAAUCAAAUCGAUGUGUUUCACAAAAGACGGGGGUAUAAUCCUAGUCGCAUCGAGUAGAAAGGGUUAACCAAAGUCAAAACCCAUAGAGGAAGUUAUGUUGAGAGCAUCACCAUCAUUCUUUCGAUUAACCACCACCACCACCACCACCACCACCAGAAUGUUCUCUUCUACUUCUUCCAUUUCUUCUCUCAGAAACCCUAACUUCCUCUUCCCUUCAACUUCAUCACCGCAUUCUUCAAAACUCUCUCUUCCUCCUCACUCUCUUUCGUUUUCCAACAAUCGCAAUCGCAAUCGCAUCUCCUUUCGAUGCUUCGCUUCUCGUCCCAUUCAUGUCGUCAAUCCCAUCGUCGAAAUGGACGGUGACGAAAUGACCAGGAUUAUAUGGACGAUGAUAAAGGAUAAACUUAUAUUUCCUUACCUGGAUCUAAACAUAAAGUAUUUUGAUUUGGGGAUUGAAAAUCGCGAUGCUACUGACGACAGAGUGACUGUCGAAAGCGCGGAAGCUACUCUCAAGUACAAUGUUGCUGUGAAAUGUGCAACCAUAACUCCUGAUGAGACCCGAGUCAAGGAAUUUGGACUGAAGUCUAUGUGGAGAAGCCCCAAUGGCACAAUAAGGAACAUUUUAAAUGGUACUGUAUUUCGUGAGCCCAUAAUAUGCCGCAAUAUACCCAGAAUUAUUCCUGGAUGGAAAAAACCCAUCUGUAUUGGUAGGCAUGCUUUUGGUGAUCAGUAUCGUGCCACCGAUACAGUAAUCAACGGACCGGGGAAGCUUAAGCUGGUAUUUGUCCCAGAAGAUGGUAACACUCCAGUGGAGCUUGAUGUUCAUAAUUUCAAAGGCCCUGGUGUAGCUCUUGCUAUGUACAAUGUUGAUGAGUCCAUUCGAGCAUUUGCUGAAUCAUCCAUGUCACUAGCAUUUACAAAGAAGUGGCCACUUUACUUAAGCACCAAAAACACAAUUCUCAAGAAAUAUGAUGGCAGAUUUAAAGACAUAUUUCAGGAGGUUUAUGAGGAAAGGUGGCAGCAAAAGUUUGAAGAACACUCAAUAUGGUAUGAGCAUAGGCUAAUUGAUGACAUGGUGGCAUAUGCACUCAAGAGUGAAGGUGGAUAUGUUUGGGCUUGUAAAAAUUAUGAUGGCGAUGUUCAAAGUGAUUUACUUGCUCAAGGAUUCGGCUCAUUGGGCCUCAUGGCUUCUGUGCUGUUAUCUUCUGAUGGCAAGACAUUAGAAGCUGAGGCAGCUCAUGGAACUGUAACUCGGCAUUUCCGGUUUCAUCAAAAGGGACAAGAAACCAGUACAAACAGUAUUGCUUCCAUAUUUGCAUGGACAAGAGGACUGGAACAUAGAGCCAAGCUGGAUAAUAAUGAAAAAUUACUGGAUUUUGCUAAGAAGUUGGAGGCUGCAUGUGUUGAGACAGUAGAGUCAGGAAAGAUGACCAAAGAUCUUGCCCUUCUGAUUCACGGGCCUAAGGUAUCGAGGGAAUUUUACUUGAACACUGAGGAAUUUAUAGAUGCUGUGGCGUCUAAUCUCGAGAGUAAGCUCCGAGAGCCUGCAACUGCAACGGUCUAACUUACUUUUUUUGUUGGGGUGGUAAGAUGAAGGGAAACUGGAAAAGCUAUGGCUUGAUGGAUGCCUUGACAUGGGUUAAAAUCCUAUAGCCUAGGAAAGCAUUGAACAUAGGAGCCUGUAAUGAUAAAUUUUUGGGACCUUGGUUACUAAUGGCUUCCGCAUUCUUAUUGCUUGUUUUAGGUCGAUUUUUAACACCCUUCAAAUUUAAAGUUACAGUUUGUAGGUUAUGAAAAAUCACAGCCAACGGAAGUGUAUCCAACAUAGGCUUAGACUGUAAUAGUUAAUAAUUUGUUGUUGAAAGAAACAGAACUGUAAUAAUAGUUAAACAAUAGAUAUCAGCAAAGUUUGAACUAA
Molecule: messenger RNA, 1928 nt
Organism: Lathyrus oleraceus (garden pea)
Lineage: Eukaryota; Viridiplantae; Streptophyta; Magnoliopsida; Fabales; Fabaceae
Product: isocitrate dehydrogenase [NADP]
Exons: 15
Coding region: 105-1574 (489 amino acids)
Biological process (GO): NADP+ metabolic process; isocitrate metabolic process
Cellular component (GO): mitochondrion
Molecular function (GO): magnesium ion binding; isocitrate dehydrogenase (NADP+) activity; NAD binding
Source: RefSeq, a predicted model, not a curated record